AGGAAGCCACUUGGAUUCCACUGACUGGACGGACAGCAGUGUGCGGUGAGGUCAUGAGGAAGUCUUCGUGCUUAAACGAAGGGUUGCAGAACGUUGCCUUCAUUCAGUCAUCCGAGUACAUUUGAGUGUCCUGUGCUUGCGCCAACAUGAGUGACGGUCCUGUUGACUCAAGCACCCUCUGUCUCUUUGAUGUGGACGGUACGCUGACGCCUGCCCGACAGCCAGUUACUGCAGAUGUGGCAGAGUUCCUUCAGAAGCUAAGAAGUGAAGUUCGUGUAGGAGUGGUCGGUGGGUCUGACCUGGACAAGAUCAAAGAGCAACUCGGAACUGAUGUAAUUCAGAGAGUGGACUAUGUUUUUGCUGAGAAUGGACUUGUGGCCUACAGGCAUGGUCAACUGCACUCCAUUCAGUCCAUUCAAGCCCACAUGGGAGAGGAAUUAUUGCAAGACUUCAUCAACUUUUGUCUGAACUACAUGGCCACCAUUAAACUUCCAAGGAAGAGGGGCACCUUUAUUGAAUUUCGCAAUGGGAUGCUGAACGUGUCUCCGAUUGGGCGCAGCUGCACACCAGAGGAGAGGAAGGAGUUCUAUGAACUCGACCAGAAGGAGAAGAUUCGGGAGAAGUUUGUGUCUGUGUUGAGGGAGGAGUUCAAAGGAAAAGGCUUGUCCUUCUCCAUUGGAGGUCAGAUCAGCUUUGAUGUCUUUCCAGAUGGCUGGGAUAAAAGAUAUUGCCUGGGAAUUCUCGAGAAGGACAACUUCUCCACCAUUCACUUCUUUGGAGACAAAACCAAACCUGGGGGAAAUGACUAUGAGAUCUACAGCGACCCUCGAACCAUCGGGCAUGAAGUGUCUUGUCCAGAAGAGACCUUGCAGAAGUGCCAGCAACUGUUCUUCUGAGAAAUAAAUCAAGUGGAUUUUCUAUCACUGUCUAGCUAUAUGUAUACAUCAUGUCUCCAGCUCAUUCCAAUGUAACCAAGGUUCAACAGAUGUGCGUAAGAGAAAUGAACGCUCAAAGCAAACGUAGCUUUUAAUAAAUCAAUAGAUCAAUUUCAA
Messenger RNA from Synchiropus splendidus (mandarinfish), 1052 nucleotides. Its product is annotated as phosphomannomutase 2-like. The transcript has 8 exons. Bases 147 to 896 code for a protein of 249 amino acids. Gene Ontology annotation, molecular function: phosphomannomutase activity. Gene Ontology annotation, cellular component: cytosol. Gene Ontology annotation, biological process: protein N-linked glycosylation; mannose metabolic process; GDP-mannose biosynthetic process. The record is from RefSeq and is a predicted model, not a curated record. NCBI's taxonomy places the organism in Eukaryota, Metazoa, Chordata, Actinopteri, Syngnathiformes, Callionymidae.